Messenger RNA from Anopheles nili, 2253 nucleotides. RefSeq lists its product as uncharacterized. The record is from RefSeq and is a predicted model, not a curated record. The coding region runs from base 1 to 2253 and encodes 750 amino acids. Lineage: Eukaryota; Metazoa; Arthropoda; Insecta; Diptera; Culicidae. The transcript is spliced from 8 exons.
AUGAACUCCGACUAUGUGAAAAAAUGCACGGACUUCCUGCAAAACAUACCGGCACACAAGCUGGCCGCAACCAAUGCCACUGCGGUUGGUCAAACCAAUCCGAACGACGGUGCGCAGCAGCAACCGCAAUCGAAGCCAUCGAUCGGCAAUAAAGCGGCUAAAAACCCCUCAAGAAGGGGUCAACCGGCGAGUCCUGCGGUCGUAGGUGUCGGCGGUAAAAAGCGCCCUAUUUGGCGUCAUCCUGCCGCCGGUCCUGUCGCACCACCGCGAUACAACCGGCCAGUCCCGACCGAGGAGCAGAAAUUCGUCCGAUCCUGCUGUCCCAGUUUAACGCACCGUGGGUCACGUCGGGUGGACAGUCGGUGGGAGGGAGAGUCGGACAAAAAUCCCGCACCCAUCUGCUGCCCUACGUUUCAUCCUGUCUGUGACACGAUUUCGCCGGUCGAAACGGUUCCGAAACAGACAGGCCGGGGUGACGGCGAUAACGUCAAUCACGCGGCCCAGGUCGGGAUGGACCAAUCACGCGAAGACAGCGAGGAAUCUGUGGAUUGCUCGACCAGCGAUAUAAAACUACAAUCGGCCAAUCAAUUGUCGGCCCAUCCAGUGGAUGGAAAGCUUUUUCAUUUCCAACCAUUGCGGACGGUGCAGUUUCUGUGUUUUGAGCUGAACAACAAGCUACGUUUGCUGGGUCCAGAGCACCGAGCGGUGUACAAAAUCGGCAAGGAGCUGUCGAUUGCGGUGCGAUUCUUAUGCGAACAGCAACGUGCAACGGAUGGCAGCAGCAGCAGCAGCGUGACGCAAAAGGCGGGCCCGAACGAGACGCAAACCAAACCCGAAUGCCGGGACUGUCAGCUGCUGCAGCGCGACCGGCAGGACGAUCGGGACCGGCACGCCCAGGAAAGCGCCCAGUUAACGGAGCAGAUUAAUUAUCUGCAGAGUCAACUGGCCGUGGCCACCGAUCUGGAGCGUGGUGUGGGUCGUACGGUGAAGGAGCAGUACCGGCGCAUGGAGGAGGAAAUCGCGAAGCUAAAGCUUGUGGUUGGUGAGAAGAAAACCGUCGAGCUGGUGCUGAUUAACGAUCUGAAGCGUAGUCUCAAGGAGUCGCGGGCGAAGACGCAACGGCUCGAGCGGGAACGGACUGAGCUGGAACAGCGUCUGAAGGAGGCGCAGAUGCAGAACGACCGGCAGGAGCUUUUCUUGAACGCACAAGCGAUGAACUUCAAACAGGUGAAACACGAGCUAAACCACAUUCACAAACUCUCGACCAAGCAGAUCGAAUAUCUCGACGAACCGAUCAAAUCGCUGUCCCCGAGCAAACAGCGUCACCGCUUGCCAUCGAUGCAUAAUUACACACCAGCCCUACAAUCGUCCGAAUGUGACACAACCAUCACCCUAUCCGUGGCCACUCGACCACCCCAGCCACCAUCGACGACAGCCUCUCAUCCAUCUGGCGAACUCAAGCCGCGAGUCGCUCGAACGGAAAGACGUAACCCCUCGGAGGCUUCGCGCGGAAUCACGUCCGAGACAAGCGCGAAACGAAUUUCAUCCCACACCGGCAGCAGUUUGAUCCUGCAAGAAUCAAUGCCUUCGUUAGCGUCCCAAUCGGAUCGUGAUAACUCGUCCCGCGGCUGGCGAUCCAGUUCGUCCUUGGACAUCGGAUCUGCGGGUUUGGGCCGCGAAACACCGCGCGAUGACAAUGGCCAAGAUAACGAACGGUGCGGUCUGGGAAUCAAUCGUCCCGAUCACGAACCAAACCGCAUCCGUCACCGGUCGGAUGCGAGCGCCUCGGAUUACGGUACCGGGCGUUUCCAUCGGAAGUUAACCGCGACCGAUGGACACGCUUCCGGCGCUGACCGGCGGUGGAAUCGCGAUGACAAAAUGCAACGUCCCGUUGGGUCAUCAUCCAGCGUGCCGAGUUCGUCAGGAGGCUCCGGUGAGGACGAUAAAAAUGGCCGCCACCGAAGCGAUCGGCCAGUGACACCCGACGGUCAUCGACAGUUCGUCACGGAGCUUGCUGAAAACAUAACACUACCAGCGUCACCGCGCCCAUUCCGGCACGAGCUCUCGCUGGUGCAGCUUUCCGAGGACGAACCGGUCGCCAGCGAUGACGAACUGGCGGGCGGAAUGUUGGACCCCGCACGGGAGGGUUACAGAAAAUUUACCAAGCAAUUACAACCCCACGUGCCGUGGGUGGAGACGAGCGCGAGCGGAGAAAAUUCCCAACCCAGCCACGAGGACGCUGCUCUCGAGUAA